Messenger RNA from Corythoichthys intestinalis (scribbled pipefish), 6036 nucleotides. It is a transcript of the gene ptcd3, whose product is annotated as pentatricopeptide repeat domain 3. Bases 16 to 2085 code for a protein of 689 amino acids. NCBI's taxonomy places the organism in Eukaryota, Metazoa, Chordata, Actinopteri, Syngnathiformes, Syngnathidae. Gene Ontology annotation, molecular function: rRNA binding; ribosomal small subunit binding; protein binding. The transcript is spliced from 24 exons. The record is from RefSeq and is a predicted model, not a curated record. Gene Ontology annotation, cellular component: mitochondrion. Gene Ontology annotation, biological process: mitochondrial translation.
AUCCCACGUGCCGCGAUGGGUCGGCAGACUCUCAACGGGGGGCUCCCAGACUCCUUUGCACUUUUGGGUAAUAUGGCGGCGUCCGGGAGGCAAGUAGGGCAAUUUAUCUAUAAAAACAACAGAAUUUUGUAUACUAACCUGCAAUGGGCGUCAUUUCAAAGGAAUUUCUUCGGCGUCUCAGCUUUACGCCAACAAGCUGUAGAAGCCAACAAAGCAGAGUCGUCGGAGCCAAUAAGCAUCCCCAGAAAGAAACUAUGGAGCAAGGAGUCAGUAUUGGAGGCCUUGGCUACAACUGUGCGCCGGGAUCCUACAGCAUAUCCCUACCAAUUCCAAGAUGAUCCUUACCUCUCUCCAAGGACCUCUCCUCAGUUUAAAAUUUACUCCCUCUCUCAAGAGUCAGGAAGAUCUGCAGCAAAAUAUUUUGUCAACACUUAUCCAAAGUUCUUCACCAAAGAUUUUUCUGAACCACAUAUACCCUGCCUAAUGCCGGAUACAGUUUCGCUGCGUCUUGAAGAAAUGAGUGAAGAGGCACUGAAGGAAAGGAUCAGCUUGAGGAAAGUCAAACUUGCUGUCGACAUGUAUGAUCAACUUUUGCAAGCUGGGGUAUCAGUGUCUAUGGAGACCACUCACGGCCUAUUAGACUUAAUCUGUUUGUAUUGUGACCGAGACCCUAUCGAGGAGAAUGCGAUACAGACAGAGGAUAUGGAGGAAUCAGUAGCGGAGGUGAGGAAGAGAAACAGGAAGGUUCGUCGAACCUCAGACUUGCCAAAACUCACUUGGAGAGAAAAUAACAACGCAGAAAGAAUAUUUAACCUGCUGCCAGAGAGAGAUACUCAAUGUUAUUCUGCUCUCAUAAGAGGCAUGGUUAAGCAUGGAGCCUAUGCCAAGGCCUUCAGUGUGUACACAGACCUGCUUAACAACAGACUGACAGCUGACAUCCACAUUUUCAACGCAUUGAUCACAGCUGCUCCAGAAGUCAAAGACAAAUACGUUGAGAAAUUGGACCUCAUCACUGAAAUUUUAAACCAGAUGAGUCAACAAAAAAUCCAGCCCAAUCUACAGACCUUUAACAGUGUUCUUAAAGCCUUCAGACGACAUAGUUCCUUGGCCAGAUCGUCAGCGUUCCAGACUCUAAGUGAGAUGACAGCUUUGAGGAUAGCGCCCAGUCUGGCUACCUUUGACCAUAUCCUGCGUAUAUUUUACAAACCUGCAUCAUAUGGCCAUGGUGACACUGACAUUUUACAGGAAGUAAUGUCAGAGCUGGCAGGGAAAAGCUUCACCUGCCAGGAUCCGGAUGACGUGCUGUUCUUCUCUAGGGCCAUGGGAGUUUGUCUGGAAUUUAAAGAUCUGGAACUUGGAUAUAAAGUCCACAGUCUUGUCGAGAUAGGAGAAAACUGGAGGCUUCUAGGUGAUUCCUACCAAAUGAGCAUUUACUAUGGUCGCUUUUUCAGCCUUUUAUGUAAAAUGGAGCACAUCGAUGUGGUGCUGAAGUGGUAUAAAGAGCUCAUUCCCUCGUUAUAUUACCCAAAUCCUCAGGGACUGAGAGAUCUCCUGCAGGCUCUGGACACAGACAGUCGCUUGGACAUUCUACCUACUAUAUGGAAAGAUAUACAGUCUCUGGGUCAUGAUAAUAAAACUGAACUGAUAGAAGAGCUACUCUCCUUGAUGGCCAGAGAGAAACACAGUCCUGAGGUCCAAGAGUCUUUUGGUACAUGUGCUUUGGAAAUAAAAAGUGCAUUUGAUAAGAACAGAAGUAACAUCAGUCUGGAAUGGAGCCCUGCCACGCUCUCGCAUGUUACUUCCCUUCUGCUACGAGCCAACAAGAUCCAAGAGGCUUGGAAAAUGUUGCAGCUUUUCAAAGAAAAAAACAGAGUUCCUUCUGGUGACCUGUUGGAAGACUUCCUGUCCUUGUGCCGAAGCGAGGGCUCUGCUCAAAAAGCGGUGGACCUUGUUCAGCUGUCGGCAGCUUUCUGUCUUCAGGCAACACCGAGGCUGGCUAAACUGACACUUGCUGAAUUUCAGUUAAGCGAGGAGCAAAGAACCAUUUUGUCUGAACUGGAGACUGUUCCAGAGCCUGAAGAUUGAAGAGAUGGGUCAGCUUUCAUAAUGAAAAACUAUCACAAGCAACUGUUGAAAAUGUGGUAACAUCCUAAGUCUGUCCGCUGCAUAUCUUUGUCUCAUGGUGCAGAUUGACUUGUUGGGGUAAAGACGAUGUACUGGUAUGUACAGUACUACAAAUUUACAAAAAUGCGCUAAAGCUGUGUUGUUGUUGUUCAUGUCCGCUAGAUGUCAUCAUUUCUUGCAAAUGACCUCAUGAAAGUUGUAUUGUAACAAUAAUUCAUUAUCACAAAUACAGUGUUUUCUAUAAAUGAACAUGUUUUUGUUUUACUGCGUGACAGUGCACAGUGAUAUGAUGCUGAUGAAUAAUGAUGCUCCACAAGAGAAAUAAUAUAUACAGGCAAAUUUUUCACUUGGUGAUAACAAACAGACUUCCUUAAAAUAGUGAGUACCGGUAGUUAUUUCCUGCAGAAUGUGGAAUACAUUUUGUGUAUAAGUUGAAGCAGAGUGAUGUGUCAAACACUGGAUCAUUCCAGAAUUUGAUCAGCCAGCAUCGUUCAAGCAUGAACUCACAGCAUUGAUUCACAACCCUAUUACUUUUAAAAGCAGUUCUUAAAUUAUAUAUGUAUAUUUCUAAUGUAUUUAAUUUUUUUUUUUAAAGUUAUGUUUUACUAGACUGCCUGAUUGCACAUCACAAAAAUUGCCAGAAGCUCUGGAAGGUGUGUGCACAUCAACACACAGGUGUGAGUCAAAUUGCUCGAUUUACUCCACCAAUCACAAGCUGAUCUGAGAGCACAUCCAAAUAAGGGCAUGUGUUCUACUGUCAGGGGGGUUGGCAGUAUGGCGCUUUUUUCAUGGGUGUGGUAUUGCACUCCAUAGUGUGUCAAACUGCACAUUUUUGCACAAACACUACCGAAACAGAUCAAUCAUCGCAGCACUGCUCAUUGUUCACUUGUUAACUCCAGUACAUCAAAACUCUUGUAACUGCUUUGCGAUGGAAUGUCUGUUCAACUAUAUCUCAAAUAUGCUUUGAGAACAAAUACAAAGUUGCUUAUUCAAGAUUACAGAGAUGAAUUUCCAACCACAAAGAUAUAAUUGGCCUGAUGGAAAGGUUCUAACAAGCUUGCAAAAGUAACUUUUCAUGUACAUUCCUUUCUUCUGUACUCAUUAGUUUAAUGCAAUUGCACUUUGAGGCACACACCAACACAGGAUGUGAUGGCACAUCCUCCUGCGCUUUUGAUAUUUCUCCCACAUGUUGACAUCAAGUUCAAAUAUUCUCGCUACGCUUGGCGGGAUUUAAGAGCAAAGAAAAGGGAAUGAGGUGUGCUAUUAAAAGUGAAAUCCUGAAAUUGAAGAAGGGAUUGGGAAGACUGGGAAACACAAAAGGAGGGGACUAAGAACAAGGCAACACAUUGCAUACAAUGCAAAAGUUGUGGCCCAAUUUAUUUGACAUACACUCACAGGCAACUUUAUUAGAUCCAGUCAUAUGUCCAGUCUAUGGUCUAGUCCAACUGCUUGCCAAUGCAAAUGUCUAAUCAGCCAAUCGGAUGGUAGCAACUCAAUGCAUUUAAGAAUGUAGACAUGGUCAAGACGAUUUGCUGCUUUUCAAACCAAGCAUCAGAAUGGUGACUCUGAACUUGGUAUUGUUGUUGGUGCCAGAUUGGCUGGUCUGAUUAUUUUAGAAACUGUUGAUCUACUGGGAGUCUCACUAUCUCUAGGUGUUUACAGACAAUGGUCCAAAAAGAGAAACCUUCCAGUGAGUGGUAGUUCUGUGGGCAAAAAUGCCUUCUUUAUAUCAGACGAGAAUAGCCAGACUGUUUGGAGCUGAUCGAAAGGCAACAGUAACUCAAGUAACCUCUUGUUGCAAACGGUGUAUGCAAAACAAUCUGAACGCAUAACAUGUCAAGCCAUGAGGCAGAUGGGCUAUAGCGGCAGAAGACCACAUCACGUUUCAGAUAAGAACAAAAAACUGAGGCUAAAAUUCACACAGGAUUACCAAAAUUGGACAAUAUAAGUUUGGAAAAAUGUUUCCUGGUCUGAUGAGACUCUUUCUGCUGCGACAUGCAGAUAUGUGUAGUGUCAGAAUUUGUCGUCAACAACAUGAACACGUGGAUCCAUCCUGCUAUGUAUCAACGGUUCAGGAUGUUCUUGAUGAUGAUGUGGGGGAUAUUUUCUUGUUGCUCAACUUGUCCAUUCCUUUAUGACCACGGUGUACCCAUUUUCUGUUGGCUCCUACCAAUAGGAAAAACAAGCCGUGUCAUAAAGCUUGAAUCAUCUCAGACUGGUUUCGUGAACAUUACAAUGAGUUCACUGUAGUCAAAUGGCCUUCACAGUCACCGGAUCUCAGUCUAAUAGAACACCUUUGGGAUGUAGUGGAACGGGCUAGUCACAUCAUGGAUAUCCAGCGACAAAUCAGCAGCAAUUACGUGAUGGACCAAAGUCUCUCAGGAAUGUUUCCAGUACCUUGUUGAAGCUAUGCCACAAAGGAUUGAGGAACUUCUGAAGGCUUGCUCGUCAUCACAUUGAACACCCACUUCAUUUAACAUAAAUGACAGCUUCUGACUUCGGUGUUUGAUUAUUUAAUCACAUAGGCUUGAAUACGUUCUCAUGCCCAAUAUAGUCAGUCCUCCAUUCCUCAUGUCUUUUAUUCUGUUUGCGCCUCUUCCAGUCAAUGUAUUCUUGUUUGUUAGACAAACCUUUGAGAGAACAAGUCAAUAGAGCAAUGGCUUGACCAUGAGUCUCAGUAAAUGCUCAAGGUGCAGUCCACAACCAUUAUGGAAAUUAUCUGAACGUGGGUUCUAUUUUUCAUUCAACUGAACCUAUGUAACUACAUGUUUAACUUCAUACAAAGCAGAUAAGUAUCACAUUAGCAUGUCGGAUGUGAAAUAAUACCGAUUCACUGAAUUCCAGUCGAAAGCCACAGAACUCACUGUCGAACUGUAAGAGAAGUUUACACAUUGCAAAGAGAAAUCAAACCACUGCGACCAAACACUUGUGUAGCCUUAAGAAAAUAAUCUCAGUAGAAUUAAUGGGAACAAGCGCUGCUCUUGGAGCGUAAUGUCCCGAGCAAUGGAAAAGGUCAUGUGAUGCCAGAUUUAUGGAUACAUUUUGUAAGAAGACAGACAGAUGAAGCGAAAAAGCCCUUGUGCUUGAAUGUCAUCCAUUUUAUCAUAGGACUUAUCCUCGUUGGGACGUGGUGAGGUGGAGCCACAUGGAUUGGUCGCCGGUCAAUUGAAAUGCACACAGGAAGACAACCAUUCAAAUUAACAAAUAUGGACAAACGUCUACCUAUUUGUGGGAAAAUCAUUUCCGCAGCUUUUAUAGUGCGAUCUCUGAGCAGCAAAAACCAAGUCCUUUUAAAAAACUUUUAGUGGUGAUUUGCCACAAAUGAGGAAUUUACUCUGACAAGAUUCAGCACAUCACUGUAGGGUGAGAUGUUGGGUGUGAGGGGAGUAAAAAAAAAAAAAAAACAGUAAGGGGAGGAGCUGCUAGGAGAGGUAUGAGGAGAGUAGAGAUGUGGAAUUCUUACAUGUAGAGACUGGUAGAAACAGCAGGAAACCUUGCAAGACCACAUUAUGGUCAUAGACAGUUUACUAUAAUAGCCAUUCUGGAAAAUCUGUCAUUUGGAACUUGCUUAAACUGUGAUACACUCAGUAUUCAGCACAAGAAAAAGGCCUGGUUAAGAGGUGGAAAUAAAAAUGUUCAAAAGUCAUUAUGAUGCAAGAAUACAGUGAAAUGCUGAUCAUAUAGAGCAAAGGUGUCAAACUGGCGGCUUAAGCGCCAGAUCUGGCUUACCUCAUUAUUGUGUGUGGCCCACGAAUGUAAAUCCUGUAAUGUCAUGACUUCCUGGUUUUCGCUAAAAUCAAUUUUAUAUGCAUUUUCUGUAGUCUUUGAUGAAAGAUCAAAGUCCAGACAUUGUUUUUUUUUUUUUUUUUUAUUAAAUUCCUAAAUAAGAAAUAAAAGAACAUUUACCAUCUU